This is a messenger RNA of Fukomys damarensis (Damara mole-rat), 2510 nucleotides long. RefSeq names its product DNA polymerase iota (gene Poli). Gene Ontology annotation, molecular function: damaged DNA binding; DNA-directed DNA polymerase activity. Lineage: Eukaryota; Metazoa; Chordata; Mammalia; Rodentia; Bathyergidae. The transcript has 10 exons. Gene Ontology annotation, biological process: translesion synthesis. Bases 104 to 2245 code for a protein of 713 amino acids. The record is from RefSeq and is a predicted model, not a curated record.
GAGGAAGCGUCCGGAAGCCAAAGUGCUGCCUGCUGCGGCGGCGUGGAAAGGCUGGGGGCGGGGCCGGAGGAGGAAGGUGAACGCUAGGAGGAAGAGGACUAGGAUGAGGAACCCGCUAUGGAGCCGGCCGACGCGUGGGCGGCUGGCGGCUCGCCGGGUGCGCCAGGGCCUGAGGGCAUUCUCCCUGGCAGUUCCUGAUCAAGCGGUGCCAACAGGAAACAUUUCAUCCAGAGUCAUAGUACAUGUGGAUCUAGAUUGCUUUUAUGCACAAGUAGAAAUGAUCUCAAAUCCAGAAUUAAAGAACAAACCUUUAGGUGUUCAACAGAAGUCUUUGGUGAUUACUUGCAAUUAUGAAGCCAGAAAACUUGGAGUUAAGAAAUGUAUGAAAGUGAGAGAUGCGAAAGAAAAGUGUCCAAAGCUUGUAUUAGUUAAUGGAGAAGAUUUGACGCGUUACAGAGAGAUGUCUUAUAAAGUUACAGAAUUGUUGGGAGAAUUUACUCCACUUGUUGAGAGACUUGGAUUUGAUGAAAAUUUUGUGGACCUAACGCAAAUAGUUGAGAAGCGACUCCAGCAGCUGCAAAGUGAUGACCUUUCUGCUGUGACCAUGUCAGGGCACGUAUAUAAUAAUCAGUCUGUAGACUUGCAUGAUACUAUGCAUGUCAGACUACUUAUUGGAUCCCAGAUUGCAGCAGAGAUGCGGAACACCAUGUAUAAUCAGUUGGGACUCACUGGCUGUGCUGGAAUUGCUUCUAAUAAACUGCUGGCUAAAUUAGUUUCUGGUGUCUUUAAACCAAAUCAGCAAACGGUCUUAUUACCUGAAAGUUGUCAAGAUCUCAUUCUUGGUUUGAAUCAUGUAAAGGAAAUACCUGGUAUUGGCUAUAAAACUGCCAAAUGUCUUGAAGCACUAGGAAUCCAUACUGUUCAUGAACUCCAAACGUUUUCAUCCAAAAUAUUAGAGGAGGAAUUAGGAAUUUCUCUUGCUCAGCAUAUAAAGAAGCUCAGUUUUGGAGAGGAUAAUUCUUCUGUGAUACCCUCAGGACAACCUCAGUCCUUUAGUGAAGAGGAAUCAUUCAAAAAGUGUUCAUCAGAAGUCGAAGCUAAAAAGAAGAUUGAAGAACUGCUUGCUCUCCUUUUGCAUAGAGUAUGCCAAGAUGGAAGGAAGCCCCAUACAGUACGAUUAUCAAUCCGUCGGUCUUCAUCUAAGUAUUAUAAUCGUGAGAGUCGGCAGUGCCCUAUUCCAUCCCAUGUAAUUCAGAAGUUGGGGACAGGAAAUUGUGAUGUGAUGACCUCAUUGGUUAAUAUACUAAUGAAACUUUUUCGAAAUAUGGUAAAUGUGAAGAUGCCAUUUCACCUUACCCUUUUGAGUGUGUGCUUCUGCAACCUUAAAGCACUAAAUAGAGCUAAGAAAGGACCUAUGGAUUAUUAUUUAACACCAUCAUCAUCAACAACUUCACACUCUGGAAAGCAUAGUUUUAAAAUGAAAGAUACUUACGUGGAAGACUUUUCCAAAGACACAGAAGCAAACUGCAAUUUUCUAACAACUGGGAGGACUGAAAGUAGAAGAUCAGAGAUAUCUUCACUAGAUUCUACAAAUUUUUUAAAAGAAAAACACAUUAAUGAAUCCCCACACCAUUCACUUCCUGAGGAUGUUGACCAAGAAGUCUUUAAGCAACUUCCAGCAGAUAUUCAAGAAGAAAUCCUUUCUGGAAAAUCUAGAGAAAAAUUUCAAAUGAAUGAAAAUUUGAGUCGUCCACUACGUGCCUCUAGAGGACUAUUAUCUUUCUUCUGUACAAAACAAACUCAGGAUAUUCCCGUAAAUCCUAGAGAUAAUUUGUCCAGUUGCACGCAGGUGUCUUCUGUGUCUCCCUGUGAACCAGGAACAUCAGGCUUAAGUAGCAGUAGCUCUUAUCUGUCUAGCCCAAAGGGUUAUUCAUAUUAUGUAGAUAAUGGAAUGAGUCAGGUUCCUAAAGAAUCUCAAGGUUUCCUUUUUCCCACUACGAACCCUGUUUUCCAUUCACUUCCUAAUUUGCAGAGUAAGCCAUUUUUCCCCCCAAACCACACUACAGAUACCCAUAAACAAACAGUAGCAACAGCCUCUCAUCAAGAAGGACUCACAGAGAGUAGAGAGCAAGAUUAUUCUGAGGAGAAAAUUAAUUUUCCAUCUGGCAUUGAUCCUCAAGUUUUCUAUGAACUACCAGAAGAGGUACAAAAAGAACUGCUGGCUGAGUGGAAGAGUAGUGGAUGAGACUGCCACUUUAUACAUAAAUAAGCAUUUAAGAAAAAGAUCUCAAACUCCAGAAAAGUAUCAUUGGUCUCAGAUUAGCAGUUUCUUAAAUGCUUCCGAAUUAAACACUAAUAUUCAGUAAUACAGAAAUCCAAUGUAAAAUGUUCCAGAUAAAGCAAGAAUGCUUGAGAAGUAAAUUCCAGCACAAAGCACAUGACAGAAACAAUAAUGUAAAAUUACUCUUUUCCACUUAUUUUUACAGAUUUUUUUUUUCUUCUUUUUGAGA